CCCGUUUUCUCUUGGAGUAGUCACAGCCCUCCUCCCGGGAUGGCGGACCCUGGGGACGGCAAGAUGGCGUCGCCGGCUCCCCUGAAGGAGAAGAGGCUCAUGGAGGUGAGAGUCGGCGAGCUGCCCCGCUGGCUGCUCCUGCGGGACUUGAGCCCCAGCGGCGUCGCGGGCGCCUUCCGGAGAGGCUACGAGCGCUACCACAGCAAGUACAUCGACGUGCGCAAGGGCAGCGUGUCGGGCGUCACCAUGGUGCUGGCGGCCUACGUGCUCUUCAGCUACUGCCUGUCCUACAAGGAGCUCAAGCACGAGCGCUGGCGGAAGUACCACUGAGGAGGGCAGCGGCGACACGGCUGCCCACCCACCCACCAGAGGACCCGGC
Molecule: messenger RNA, 379 nt
Organism: Psammomys obesus (fat sand rat)
Lineage: Eukaryota; Metazoa; Chordata; Mammalia; Rodentia; Muridae
Product: ATP synthase subunit f, mitochondrial-like
Exons: 1
Coding region: 40-330 (96 amino acids)
Biological process (GO): proton motive force-driven mitochondrial ATP synthesis
Molecular function (GO): proton-transporting ATP synthase activity, rotational mechanism
Source: RefSeq, a predicted model, not a curated record